Messenger RNA from Lytechinus variegatus (green sea urchin), 2151 nucleotides. Its product is annotated as PMS1 protein homolog 1-like. Gene Ontology annotation, cellular component: MutLalpha complex. Lineage: Eukaryota; Metazoa; Echinodermata; Echinoidea; Temnopleuroida; Toxopneustidae. The transcript is spliced from 6 exons. Gene Ontology annotation, biological process: mismatch repair. Gene Ontology annotation, molecular function: ATP hydrolysis activity; ATP binding; mismatched DNA binding. The coding region runs from base 89 to 916 and encodes 275 amino acids. The record is from RefSeq and is a predicted model, not a curated record.
UAGCGGAAAGCGCAAAAUUCAAGCUCGGCUCACUGGCCGUCAUCAGGAGCAUUUAUCAUAUCUUAGUUUGAAUGGAGAGAACCUAAACAUGCACAAAUUGUCUGGAGAGACUGUUCGUCUCAUAUCCAGUGCUCAGGUCAUCACAUCUAUUGCCAGUGUUGUGAAGGAGCUUAUUGAAAACUCACUGGAUGCUAAUGCUGAUAACAUUGAAAUUAAAUUGGAAAACUUUGGCGUCGAUAAGGUGGAGGUGCGCGACAACGGCGAUGGGAUCCGGGCGGAAGAUGCAGAUUUCAUGGGUCGAAGACACUACACUUCCAAACUAACCAGCCAUGAUGAUCUGGAAAACUUGUUCACCUAUGGCUUCAGGGGAGAAGCUCUGGGUUCACUCUGCGCAGUGUCCAAUGUUGCGAUAGCAACAAAGACCAAGGAUGAGGAGUUUGGAAGAUGCUAUAUUCUAGAUCAUGAGGGGAUCGCUUCAUCACCAAAGCCAUCACAAUGUUGCACAGGCACGACUGUAACUGCUUCCCGUCUCUUCCACAACGUUCCAGUCCGGAAGCAAUAUUACAGCAAUGCCAAGCGACGCAGGGAGGAGGUCAAGAAGGUGGAAGACCUCCUGCUCAGCUUUGGCGUGGUUUGCCCAGGAGUGCGCUUCUCUCUGAGCCACAACAAGGCAUCUAUAUGGCAGAAGAAUAAAUUGCCUAACCUGAAGACUGCCCUCUUGAAUGUUCUUGGGUCCAAUGUCAUGGGCCACCUUACGAGGGUUGAGAAGAACGAUGAAGAGACACAGGUUAAGAUUGAAGGAUAUUUACCCAAGCCUGGCUCAGAUGCUCAGUUGACCUCAAGAUCUACAGAUGAUCGUACUUGGAUUUCAGUCAAUGGACGGCCAGUAACAAUGAAAGAUUUUUCUAAGUCGUGAAAAUGUUGGGGUUCAUGACACUAAGUCCCCCCGUCUCUUCGCCAUUGAGUCAAUGCUGGUGAUCAAUAACAUUUUUUGCUCUCCGUCAUAAAAUUGUUUAAAAGCUUUGGAGAUUCUGAGUCUCCAGUAAUUACACAAUACAGAUUCCUUUAUUCAUCUUUUGAACAUAUAUUUCACCAUUUUCUAGAUUAUUUUCAUCUAAAAGCCUUCUAACAUCAAGAAAAGCGGCAUUAAAUUUUAUAGAUCUUUUAUAGUUUGCACCCUGGAGAAGUGAGAGUAAUGAUUAUACAUACGUCAUAUUGCUUUUAUUUUCUAGUUUCUAUUUUUAUGAGUAUAGGUGAAAUCUACGAGGUGCUGAAAUGAUACAUGAACAAAAGAAUAUCGAAUGGAGGUAAUUUGAGGGGCCGUUGCAGAAGUCAUUACAACACAAUAAUAUCCAAGUCCCGAUCCAAGUCUUUUGGAAGCGCAUAGAAACUUAUACCCCUUUCAUAUUGCGCUUUUCACCAAAAGCCAAAGUCUUCUCCUUCUUCUCCUCCUCUUUCUCCCCUUUCUUCUUCUUUGCCUUCUUCUUCCAUAAUAAUCAAUAGAAAUAAGAUUCACAGUAUAUUUGUAUGCAUCCCUCCUCCAAUCUUCAAGGAAUAAGUUUCCCAUUAACAUGAUUAAAGAGAUAUUAUCUUAUACCCCCUCCUCCUCUAUGUCUCUGUCUAUCUCUUCCCCUCUCUCAGUUUCGUCCUCACACGCAUACACCCACACACAACCUAACACACACUCCCACAUGUACACCCGCAUACAUCCCUUCUCACACAGUCUGGACUUAAUUAAAGCAUAAUAAAAUAAAAGUGAAAAAGACAGUGAGUGCUUAUCACAAUUUUACACUGAUUUGUUUUUUUUUUCUCUCUUUCUAAAGUUUCUGUCUCAAGUACUGUAGAAUAUCGAGGUGGAAUUAUGGUAAGUGUCAGGGUUGUGAUUAAUGUCAGAGUUAGGAUGAGUGUUACGAUAAGUGUUAGUGUUGGUGUUAGAGUAACAGGAAGGUAAGGACAAGAUUAUGGUAAAGACAGGAUUAAACUGGAUUAGUGUUAGGGUUAACGUUAGUAUUGAGGUUAGUGUAGAUAUUAGGCUUAAUGGAAUUAAAGUUGGUUUCAGAAUGCAGAAUCAGCAUACAAUGUUAGCAUUCAUUAAUGAUAGAGUCCGUGUUAAAGAUCAGUGUUAUGCCCAUAGCUUUGGGUCGCAAAUGU